GUUUCUGGCAUUUAAUCUUGUUCUUUUCGCUUCCUAUCAUCUCAUUGUUUUCAACUUGGUGUUCACCGUACGUCUCGAUGGAAGACGAAGAUUAUGUUCCGAUGGAAGCCAAGGAUUUUUACAAGAUUUACGUUAAAGCAGGCGCGUUGUCGCCGGAGAUUGUGAAGAAUCCGGAGAUACAAGAAGAGGAUAGCGAGAGUCCUAAUUUCACAGAAAGUACUAGCAAAAAUGUAGUCGUCAACGAUGUUUAUGUUGCUGUUGGCAAAGAUGACACAGAUGUUCUGAAAUGGACGCUUGAGAAUGCUGCUUCCUCCGGUAGUACUCGAGUUUUUCUUGUCCAUGUCUUCCCUCCGGUCACCCACGUCCCCACACCCGUUGGAAGGUUAGCAAGGAGCCAAUUAAACGACGAUCAAGUGCGAUUAUAUGUUAAAGAAGAGAGUAACAAGAGGAGUAACCUCAUGCAGAAAUACGUGAACUUGUGCAAUGAUGCCAAGGUAACCGCGGAAACAAUACUCCUCGAGAGCAAUUGCACAGAAAAAUCAAUUGUUGAACUUAUUCCUGUUCUUAGCAUUACUCACCUUGUCAUAGGAACAAAAAGGCAUUCAAGGCCAGCGAGAAAACAAUUGUUGUUAGGGGAAUUUGUCAAGAACAAUGCACCGGACUUUUGUGAGGUUAGCAUCGUUCAUAAAGGCAAUAAGGUGGAGGUCAAUCAUCAAGUAGAUGGUCCAACAACGCCAGAAAAUACUCGUCACUUUGAAAAAACCCUUCUCUUUUCAUGCUUUCCAGUUCGCGGGAAGGCCAAGAUUUCUUAAUAUCAACCGCAAAAAGCUGUGACAGAGAUGAAACAAACUCAGCUAUGCAUUAUGGACAAUGGGAAGACUCCAUACUCAAGAGAUGAUGAAGUGGAAAACUCGAAAGCUAGCCAGCUGAAAAUGCACUGCUGGUAUUGUCAUGUUAGUCUACAAUAAUUCUAGUCUCAUACGCAGUAAUGAGAUGAGCUCGGAAUUAGAGUUAAGAACGCAAAACGAUUGAAGAUUGAAAAUUGAAGAAAAACAACGGAGGAUUUUCAAAUUUAUAACUGAAACCAAACAUUAUUUUAUGAUGUAGAGAUUAUGUAAGAGUGAAAUGAGUUCACAUCUUCCAUUUAAAUUUCUAAUAUUGCUUUGUUGAUAUAUUCAUAUAAAUUGUCCACGAUGUGUUCUCAUGUUUCUGAAAAUGUCGUAUUACAACUCCGAAUGGCUUCCAGCUGCUAAAUAAUUAAAAGAAACAGCAGGCAGCCCAAGAACGACAUGGCAACAAGCCAUGGAUGGAGAAAGAACGCCUGUUAGUCAGAUAUAAAAGAGGACAUUAUGCAGAAAGGAAAUAUACAAUAAAAAGAAGCACAUAAGGAGAACAAGAAGAAAAAGCUAAAACUCACACCAGUGGUGGAUCCAACAUAGCGGAAAAAUUGCCUCAGAUGAAUCGUGGUCAUCCGGCUGGUGGUAACCACUUCGUGCACAAGGGUUGCCUUGCAGAGGCGGCGCAGAGGGGGAGCGAAAGGUGUAAUCACACAGGGCUCCCAAAUUUGAAG
Messenger RNA from Malus domestica (apple), 1570 nucleotides. RefSeq names its product U-box domain-containing protein 52-like. Lineage: Eukaryota; Viridiplantae; Streptophyta; Magnoliopsida; Rosales; Rosaceae. The record is from RefSeq and is a predicted model, not a curated record.